CUGUAGAGCUGUAGCGUUAGAGAGCUGUGCACCCGCCAUGCCGGAGCUGACUUCCAAAGGCACGACCAUUUCCAAGAAAGGCUUCAAGAAAGCUGUAACCAAAACCCAGAAGAAGGAAGGCAAGAAGCGCAAGCGAUGUCGCAAGGAGAGCUAUUCCAUUUAUAUCUACAAGGUGCUGAAGCAGGUGCACCCCGACACCGGCAUCUCGUCCAAGGCCAUGAGCAUCAUGAACUCUUUCGUCACUGACAUCUUCGAGCGCAUCGCGGGCGAGGCGUCGCGCCUGGCGCAUUACAACAAGCGCUCGACCAUCACGUCCCGGGAGAUCCAGACGGCCGUGCGCCUGCUGCUGCCCGGGGAGCUGGCCAAGCACGCCGUGUCCGAGGGCACCAAGGCCGUCACCAAGUACACCAGCUCCAAGUAGACUCGCCAAGUAAGCAUCCUCUUACUGAACCCCAAAGGCUCUUUUCAGAGCCGCUAAUCUCCUCUGAAUUAGGGGUGUGCACUCCACCUCGAUUGAGCAGUUAGAUUCUACACAACUGACUGGGAAACUAACUUAACUGAAUCGCUUCCCUUUUGACCGUGUUUUUCUACACGUUAUCACUUGUUCUGUUGUAGGGUUGAUCAUUAAAUGGUGUUUGUGUGCUCCUGGCUCCUCUGGCCUCUCAGAGGAGGCCAAGUAUUAAAGUUGAGUUUAACAACCUUAA
This is a messenger RNA of Prionailurus viverrinus (fishing cat), 704 nucleotides long. Its product is annotated as histone H2B type 1-A. The transcript has a single exon. The record is from RefSeq and is a predicted model, not a curated record. Gene Ontology annotation, molecular function: structural constituent of chromatin; DNA binding; protein heterodimerization activity. Gene Ontology annotation, cellular component: nucleosome. Lineage: Eukaryota; Metazoa; Chordata; Mammalia; Carnivora; Felidae. Bases 38 to 421 code for a protein of 127 amino acids.